ACGAAUAGAGUUUACACACAUAAUCAAGUUGAUUUGCCAAUCUCCUUCCUACUCACUGGAAACCCUGGUGGAGUAGUUGUCAAGCGCUAAGGCAGCUAACCAAAAGGUCAGCCAUUCGAAUCCGCCAGGAGCUCCUUGGAAACCCUACAGGGCAAUUCUACGCUGUCCUAUAGGGUCAUUAUGAGUAGGAAUCCACUUGAAAGCAACGGGUUUUGGUUUGGGUUUUGUCCUACUCCAAGCCAAGAAUAACUGAAAUUAAAAAAAAAAAAAGGAAUGAGAAGUGAAGGUAUGACUCUAAAUAGAUCAAACACGACUAUGUCAUGUUUUAUUGGUGACAUUAGAGUUGAAAAAUAUAGUGAUACAUUUAUAGGUGCAGUUUAUUUUUGUGUUAAUACUUAUUUAUUUCUGAUUUAUUUCCCAUGUAGCAUAAAGUUGACCAUUUCACAUCACAUGAAUGUAUCAGACUCAGACAUUAUACCCAGAAUCAUAGAAAGAGCGUCUUCAAUACCUCGUGAAGAUCUCAAGCUAUAUUUAAUGUAUUUAAACAUUAAAUAAUACUGAUUGACAACAUUUUUCUCUCUUUCACCUGCUUGCCUUCUCCCGUUCUUUUCUUCUUUUUCUCAUCUUUCUCCUGCCCCUCCUUCUCCUCCUUGUUCUUCUGUCUCUCUCUGUCUCUUGUUUUUGCUGUACUUAAUGAUGAAUUUUUCAGCUGUCUCAACGUUUGUUCUACUUGGAUUCGGAGGGGGUCCAGGGAUGCAGGCAAUACUAUUUCUUAUCUUUUUGAUCUUGUAUGUCUUAUCUGUGGUUGGGAACUUUGGCAUGAUCGUAAUUAUCAAGAUGUACUCCCACCUCCACACCCCGAUGUAUAUCUUCCUCCAAAGCCUUUCCUUGUUGGACAUCUGCUAUUCUUCCACAAUUGCACCUCGGGCUCUGGUGAACUUCUUGCAGAAAGACCACACAGUUUCCUUUGGUGGGUGUGCAGCUCAGUUUUUCUUCUUGUCUCUUUUUGGAACCACAGAAACCUUCCUCCUGGCUGCUAUGGCCUAUGACCGCUACAUCGCCAUCUGUAACCCUCUGCUAUACUCUGUGAGUAUGUCUCACAAAGUCUGUGUACUCUUAGUGGCAGGGUCCUACUUGUGGGGUGUGGUGAAUGCUGUCACUCAAACAACGAUGACUUUCACCUUGCCCUUUUGUGGGUCCAAUGAGAUCAAUGACUUUUUCUGUGAUGUACCUCCACUCUUGUCCCUCUCAUGCUCAGAUACAUUUAUAAACCAAUUGAUUCUUCUUGGUUUAUGUGGCUCCAUUAUUGUCAGUACAUCCCUGAUUGUAUUGGUCUCAUACAUCUGCAUCGUAUCAGCAAUUCUGAGGAUCCGUACUGUGCAGGGACGCCAAAAAGCUUUCUCCACCUGUGCCUCCCACCUGACUGGGGUUUGCUUGUUUUAUGGUACUAUUUUCUUCAUGUAUGCACAACCCAGUGCCAUCCAUGCCAUGGAGCAGAGUAAAGUAGUGUCCAUCUUUUACACUAUAGUCAUCCCCAUGUUGAACCCCCUGAUAUACAGCCUGAGGAACAAAGAUGUCAAACAAGCUCUGAGGAGCAGCAGGCAGAAGCUCUCUUUGUGAUUACUGUGGCUGUGAAUCUCAUAAACUGUCCUGUACUUCUCUGGAAAUCACUGCUACUAAAUGGAUUAUGUUUUUCAAAUCUGGCAUUCAUGAG
Molecule: messenger RNA, 1714 nt
Organism: Loxodonta africana (African savanna elephant)
Lineage: Eukaryota; Metazoa; Chordata; Mammalia; Proboscidea; Elephantidae
Product: olfactory receptor 9S13-like
Exons: 1
Coding region: 694-1620 (308 amino acids)
Biological process (GO): G protein-coupled receptor signaling pathway; sensory perception of smell
Cellular component (GO): membrane
Molecular function (GO): G protein-coupled receptor activity; odorant binding; olfactory receptor activity
Source: RefSeq, a predicted model, not a curated record